CGCAGAGAGACGACAGACGACACGACAGAGGCUUUUACGCAAUAAGUGUGUCCGCGGGUUCUGUCGAGUGGAGCUCGAAACCUCCUCGUGCUCGGUGUCAAAGCAAAGUUAAGGAAGACCAUCUCUUGGGAAAAUGUUGCGUGUCGUCGCGACCAAAGCCGUCUGUGGACUGCGACAGGUGAUCGCGAGACCCGCAGCCGUGAGCUCCCAGCAGCUGAGGGCUUCGCACGGCAAGACCGAGACGGACGAGCAGUUCGACGAGAGAUACGAGAAAUUCUUCAGCCGGCCAGACAUCGACCACUGGGAGAUCCGCAAAGCCAUGAACGACCUCGCUGGUAUGGAUCUUGUUCCUGAACCAAGGAUCAUUUGUGCUGCACUCAGGGCCUGCAGGAGGCUAAACGAUUAUGCUCUGACAACUAGAUUUUUAGAAACUAUCAAGGAUAAGUGCGGCGACGAAGUUGACAAAAUUUAUCCCUACAUCUUGCAAGAAAUCAGACCAACUUUGGAUGAACUUGGUAUUAGUACGCCAGAUGAGCUUGGCUAUGAUAAGCCCGAAUUGUGGUUAGAUGAUCCCGAAAAUAUCUAAUUGAAUGAAAUUAAAGGUCAGUUUAUAUGAUUAGUUUAAACAAAAAGUAUAAUCAAAAGGAAAAGAAACUUCAUAUACACAGCCUUGUAUUAAGUAUAGAACAAAAAAAUUAUCAUAUCUUUAAAUGUACAUUUGUUCACUUCUGUUACUCUAUAACAAUAACAGUAAUUUAAUAAAAAUUUUGUUUAAUUA
Messenger RNA from Copidosoma floridanum, 778 nucleotides. RefSeq names its product Cytochrome c oxidase subunit 5A (gene COX5A). The record is from RefSeq and is a predicted model, not a curated record. Gene Ontology annotation, biological process: mitochondrial electron transport, cytochrome c to oxygen. Lineage: Eukaryota; Metazoa; Arthropoda; Insecta; Hymenoptera; Encyrtidae. Gene Ontology annotation, cellular component: mitochondrial inner membrane; respiratory chain complex IV.